Messenger RNA from Fonsecaea multimorphosa CBS 102226, 3465 nucleotides. RefSeq lists its product as uncharacterized. The record is from RefSeq and is a predicted model, not a curated record. Gene Ontology annotation, cellular component: plasma membrane. Lineage: Eukaryota; Fungi; Ascomycota; Eurotiomycetes; Chaetothyriales; Herpotrichiellaceae. The coding region runs from base 1 to 3465 and encodes 1154 amino acids. Gene Ontology annotation, biological process: Ras protein signal transduction; positive regulation of GTPase activity. Gene Ontology annotation, molecular function: guanyl-nucleotide exchange factor activity; protein binding. The transcript has a single exon.
AUGCACGAGCCUCAACCUUCUGGUAUCUACGUUGCACCUCUACGAAUCCGCAAAAGUAGUGAUGACGACGAGGACGACGAUGGGGAAGACCACAGGCCGUCCGUCAAAAUGGAAGAUUCGGGGUUGGCCAACACGAAUCCACGUCCGACGUCUAUAGAAUCCCUCGCGGAUAUGGCCUCCUCCCGCGCAAGAUUCCACAACUAUCUGCGCGCCCUCUAUCCCUUCCAGCCCUCUUCUCCUCAUUCCUCCACCACGGUCACACUACCUCUCAAUGCUGGAGACAUCAUUCUGGUACACUCUGUGCAUAUCAAUGGCUGGGCGGAUGGGACACUGCUGGAGACAGGAGCACGCGGGUGGCUGCCGACCAACUACUGCGAGGGUUACGAUUAUGCUGCGAUGCGGCCACUCCUCAAGGCGUUGACCGAAUUCUGGGAUCUCGUCCGCUGCGCGAGCGAUUCAAACCUGAGUCUUUUCCGCAAUCAGGACUAUAUGAGAGGCCUGGUCGCGGGUGUCCGCGCCUUGUUGGAACGCUCAAAUUGUCUGACCCGGGACUGUUCACUGGUCAAGAAGCACGAUGCCAUACGCAGGACGCGUAAAAACCUCCUCUCUGAUCUCGCUCUUCUUGUGCGUGCAGCAAAAGAACUCCAACAGGUAGUGAUGGGCCAUGCCGCCAGCAAGGACACGCUUGACAUCCGGCUGGAUGACAUGCUCUUAAAAGCGUUCCGAAUUGUCACUCGCGCCGUCUUGUUUUACGACGUCUGGACCGAGCAAGCCGAUGCGUCCCCGGGUGCUGCUACAAGACCUCCCGACUCUUCCUCGGAAUCCAUUGCGAUUAUGCAAUCUCAGCGCUCUGCCAAAUCACAAGCCACUGUCCGACGUGAAGCUUCUACAUCUGUUACGGCGAAAGCUUCAGGCACCACCGUCUUGUCGAAACGUAGCAGCCACAGUUCCACAGGUAAUCCUACCCACAUGCGACGACACUCAUCCAUCACACAUCGCAUGUCGUACAGUCGUGGCACGAGCCAGAAGAAUUCCAACCUAAUAUCCGAAUUUCUCAAUCGCUCUUACGACGAGUUUCUGACUGUCCUGGCCUCGUUCUUGGGGUCUCACAUGCAAUCCAGGUCAUCAUCUGAGUUGUUGCUUACCACACAAAACGCUGUUCGAGCUUGUCGGCAGCUUUUUGCAGUGGUCGAAACAGUCAUUGACCGAGACUACAGCACCUCUCGGCCACUGGUUCAAGCCAAAGAUUCCAUGUACGAUGCGAUCACUGAACUGGUCCACGCUGCUCGUCAGGUUUUCAAGCCCAUUCGCUCGAUGGAUGACGACUUGAUCUAUUCUCCCGAUGAGGCGCACAGUCUAGUCCAGGCUGCCACGGCCUGCGUCAGUGCUGCAGGACGAUGCGUCACUAGAACAAAAGCGACCUUGGAAGAAAUAGGAGAUUUUGAGAUCGAGAAUUUGAGUUACCUUUUGGGGAGAAGUUCGGGUGGCUCCAGCACACCAGAACCAACAAACUUCGAACCUCCGCCUUCAGAACGUCUCACAACUUCAUCGGCGAUGACGUCGGCUAUAGCUGACCGCACGGAAAGAUUAGAGGAGCGCCCUCGCAUCGUCGUCAAUCAGGGCCUCCUGACUCCACCUCUUUCCAUUACCCCUGCCGAAUCUCCUUCCACGGCAUCUGGUAGCGUUCCUCCUACACCGAAAGACGACGUGGUGGCAGAGAUCAUUCGCUCCUCGCCGUUGCACUCCGCCCCAUUUGCUCAUCAGAACAUCUCUUCGAGCUCCCCAGUCUCCAGUCAGUCCACAGAUGUCAGACAUCAUCGCAAGUCCGGUCCACACACAGUGGGAGGAAGUACCAGCAGUGACAGCAGCUUCGAACGCAUUGAGCGACGGUCGAACCCCAGCAACCUGUCCUCGGCGUCGACCCGGGUGACCUCGGUUCAAGAAGAUCUCAGCCUCUCGCUAAAGGCGCACGACUCGAGACCCUCGCAUGAUGGUGGUGUGCGCGAGUCCCCUGACGAUGAGGAUGCAGAAGCUGAAAUUCUUGUACAAACCUAUUCGCAAGAGCUUGUCUUUAACCGAGAAGGCAUCAUUGUUGGAGGCACACUCAACGCGUUGGUGGAGAAGCUGACUGCCCCUGACUCGGCCCCCGACAUGUCUUUUGUCACCACAAUUUACCUCACUUUCCGCUUAUUUGCGACUCCGGUAAACUUUGCUCGAUCCCUGAUCUAUCGCUUUGAAUAUGUUGGCGAAAACUUGAGCAUAGCAGGCCCCGUCCGACUCCGCGUGUACAAUGUCUUCAAAGGGUGGAUGGAGUCUCACUGGCGGCACGAUUGUGAUGACACAGCACUCCCGGUCAUUGUCGGCUUCGCGAGAGAGUCACUCACUGUUGUAUUGCCAAUGGCCGGUAACAGAAUCCUUGAACUGGCGGAAAAGGUUGCCACUAGUCAUGCCCCAAUCGUUCCGAGAGUAUUGUCCGCUAUUGGAAAGACGAGCACAUCCACCGCGGCCUAUAUCGACCCGAGCACUCCACUACCAAAUCCUGUCAUUUCGAAGAGCCAGCUCACUGCGUUAAGAGCUUGGAAAAUGGGUGGCCCGUCAGUUUCCAUCCUCGACUUCGACCCUCUGGAACUCGCCCGUCAGAUCACGUUGAAGACUUCCAAGAUCUUUUGCUCGAUCCUUCCCGAAGAGCUUCUAGGAACGGAAUGGACCAAACGCAGCAGUUCUCUAGCCGUGAAUGUGCGCGCCAUGUCGACUCUGUCCACCGACAUCUCAAACCUCGUCUCCGAUUCCGUUCUUCAACUCGAAGAACCAAAAAAGCGAGCUGCGAUCGUCAAGCAAUGGGUCAAGAUUGCCAACAAAUGCUUGGACUUGCGCAAUUUUGACACAGUCAUGGCGAUCGUCUGCGCACUGGAUUCGACCAACAUCAAGAGAAUGAAGAAGACGUGGGAAUGCGUACCUCAGAAGACCAAGUCAAUUUUUGACGAGAUGUGCAAGAUGGUUGAUGUGGCGCGAAACUAUGCUGUUCUGCGUCAACGUAUUCAAUCUCAACUCCCGCCUUGUCUCCCUUUCAUCGGCGUAUACUUGACAGACCUUACGAUGGUGGAUUCCGCCAAUCCAUCUACGAGGCCGCUUUCGACAGAUGGUGGUCAGGCAUCGGUCAUCAAUCUGGACAAGCACAUGAAGACGGCGAAGAUCAUAUCCGAAUUGCAAAAGUUCCAGAUCCCGUACCGCUUCGCCGAAGUCUCUGAACUCCAGACAUGGAUGCAAGACCAACUUAUUCGAGUCAGAUCCGCAGGAGACAAGAGUUUCCAGCUUCACUAUCGACGUUCAUUGAUCUUAGAGCCCAGAGAACCCAGCAGGAGUCCAAAUCCUGAGACAGCAACCGGAAAAGACAGGGAAAGGUUCGACUUCUUUACAUGGGCACACCUGGGCACAAAGGAGAAGUCGGUUUCGGUAUCUAGUUGA